UCUUCUUCUUCUACAUCUACUGGUAUUAAUUUACCUGUCCUUACUGUAGAUGUUUUUGGUCUUGUUGUUGAUGGGCCUGUAGUUGUUUCAGCUGAUAUACUUGCUGUUGUUGCUACUGGUAUUCUUGGUAUGCUUGUGGUUGUUGCUGCUAGUAUGCUUGUGGUCAUUACUGCUAGUAUGCUUGUGGUUGUUACUGCUGGUAUGCUUGCGGUUGUUACUGCUGGUAUGCUUGCGGUU
Racocetra persica is the source of this 237-nucleotide messenger RNA. Lineage: Eukaryota; Fungi; Glomeromycota; Glomeromycetes; Diversisporales; Gigasporaceae. The record is from the annotation of a GenBank genome assembly.